Penicillium coprophilum is the source of this 225-nucleotide messenger RNA. RefSeq lists its product as uncharacterized. The record is from RefSeq and is a predicted model, not a curated record. The transcript has a single exon. Bases 1 to 225 code for a protein of 74 amino acids. Lineage: Eukaryota; Fungi; Ascomycota; Eurotiomycetes; Eurotiales; Aspergillaceae.
AUGGUUUCCUUGGAGCCUUGCCCUUAUGGCGCUCCCGUCCCUGGCCCUGCGGCCAAGAUUCCAGCUCUUGUUCCUGGUGCUGUCGCUACUGCUCCUGUUCCGCCCCCUGCGCCUCCCCCAGCGUUUGCUCCCGGGGGAUUUUCUCACAAGGUCCGUUCGGACGCUGAUGUGCAGGCCUUCGUGGCCGGUCAAAUUGAUAAUGGUAAGCUGUCCUUGCCCGAUUGA